Molecule: messenger RNA, 2898 nt
Organism: Alosa alosa (allis shad)
Lineage: Eukaryota; Metazoa; Chordata; Actinopteri; Clupeiformes; Clupeidae
Product: mitochondrial intermediate peptidase-like
Exons: 20
Coding region: 235-2331 (698 amino acids)
Biological process (GO): peptide metabolic process
Cellular component (GO): mitochondrion
Molecular function (GO): metalloendopeptidase activity
Source: RefSeq, a predicted model, not a curated record
UGAUGUCAUCAUUCAGCGACCGCCAUAAUCUUUACUAGCCAUGUGAAUGUUGUAGCUGUGUUGGUAAGAAACGACAGCCAGUUUUGAACGAUUUUGAUGUUUUAACGGUAAUAAUAUACUCCGGUAAAUGGUUUGCUCGGCUUGUUUUGUGUUGUGAAAUACUUGGAAUUCCUGCGUUUGGCUAACGUUAACGGACAGAGCUAGGAGCUACAUUGGCUCCUAAGCACACUCGCAAUGUCAUCUUGCAAACGAUUGCUGUCCGUUUUGCGACAUAGAGGGGCGUCCUCAGUGAUCAGAAAAGUCGCUACAUGGUCACCUGUUGGAGCUGCCUUCAAUGCCAAGCAACAGAGAAGACUCGACCUAUUUGAGAAAAAUGUCGGUCUGUUUGGUGUACCAGAACUGAGCUCCCCUGAUGGGUUUGCGGUGGUUCAGGACAGGGCUCUGCGGGAGACCGAGCAGUUGGUUGAGCAAGCUUGCCGCAGCCCACCUGGAGCCAUCACCGUGAAAACAUUCGACCAACUCUCCGACACACUAUGUAAAGUUGCAGAUCUGGCUGACUUUGUUAAAGUAGCCCACCCUGAUCCAGCUUAUCGGGAGGCUGCUGAAAAAACCUGUAUUAAUAUUGGCACCAUGGUCGAGAAGCUUAACACCAACGUGGAGCUCUGCGGUAGCUUAAAGAAUUUGCUGGACAACAAAGACGUAAUGAACAGCUUGGACCCAGAAACAAGGAGAGUGGCAGAGCUGUUCAUGUUUGACUUUGAGAUCAGUGGGAUCCACCUCAAUGAAAAAAAGCGCAAGGAAGCGGUCAACCUCAACGUGAAGCUUCUGGACCUGAACAAUGACUUUCUUGUGGGUUCUCACAUGCCGAAUAAGAUUGAGAGGAAUGCACUACCCAGCCACAUUCAGCAUCACUUCUUCAAAGACAGCCAAUACAUCCACGUCAGUGGGUUUCAUGCCGACACCUCCGAUGACCUGGUUCGCGAGGUGGCCUACAAGAUUUUCCUCUACCCUAACACCCAACUGAUGAACACAUUGGAGGAGCUGUUGGUGUGCAGACACGAGCUGGCUAAACUCGUAGGCUAUGACUCGUACGCACACAGGGCCCUGAAAGGGACCAUGGCUAAGAGCCCAGAAACUGUCAUGAAUUUCCUGCAGCUUCUCACAGACAAGCUGUCAGACAGGUCAGCACAGGACUUCUCAAUGAUGAAGGACAUGAAGACCAAGCUCAACCCCAGAAAUGCGGACCUCAUGCCGUGGGACCAUCCCUACUUCAGUGGGGUGCUGAGGGCAGAGAGGUUUAACAUUGAGCCCAGCCUGUACAGUCCCUUCUUCUCCCUGGGCGCGUGCAUGGAGGGCCUCAACAGCCUGUUCACUGAGCUCUUCGGCGUGUCGCUGAUGGCUGAGCACCCCAGUGCUGGAGAGGUGUGGAAUGACGACGUCCGCAAGCUGGCGGUAGUUCACGAGACAGAGGGGCUGCUGGGAUAUAUCUACUGUGACUUCUUCCAAAGGCCAGAAAAACCUCACCAGGACUGCCACUUCACCAUCCGUGGCGGGCGCGAGCUGUCGAGCGGGCAGUACCAGCUGCCGGUGGUGGUGCUGAUGCUGAGCCUGCCCCAGCCCAGUAAGAGCGCCCCUACGCUGCUCACCCCCGGCAUGCUGGAGAACCUCUUCCAUGAGAUGGGCCACGCCAUGCACUCAAUGCUCGGACGCACCCGCUACCAGCACAUCACCGGCACAAGGUGUUCCACUGAUUUCGCGGAGGUGCCCUCUAUCCUGAUGGAGUACUUUGCCACUGACUACCGGGUGGUGAACCAGUUUGCCCGGCACUAUCAGACUGGACAGCCUCUGCCAAAGAACAUGGUGAAUCGCCUGUGUGAGUCCAAGAAGGUUUGCGGUGCAGCAGACACUCAGCUCCAGGUGUUCUAUGCAGCCCUGGAUCAGGUGUAUCACGGCGCACCACAGAACCGUUCCACCACGGACAUCCUGAAGGAACUGCAGCAGAAAUUCUACGGCCUUCCCUACAUUCCCAACACAGCUUGGCAGUUGAGAUUCAGCCACCUGAUUGGCUACGGCGCCAAGUACUACUCCUACCUGAUGUCCCGGGCGGUUGCCUCCAUGGUGUGGAAUCAGUGCUUCAUCGGAGACCCGCUGAACAGAGAGAUGGGGGAACGCUACAGGAGGGAGAUGCUGGCCCAUGGUGGAGGCAAGGAACCCAGGCACAUGGUGGAAGGCAUGCUUCAGAAGAGUCCGUCCAUCGAGGACUUCGUGGACGCACUUGUGUCUGACCUCAACCCCGACUUCGAGACCUUCAUCAUGGACUCAGAGAGCUGAUUAGAAGAGACGAGGCUGUGUGUGUGUGUGUGUGUGUGUGUGUGUGUGUUUGCCAUGGUGAACUGCAUCUAGCAGCUCAACUUCCAAACCCCUCACUGAGACUACAUGGGUUACAUGUUCAUCAUGAUCACCUAUGCAUUCACACAGUGUAACAGAGACAUCAAAUUAAUCUCAUCUGUUAGUCAGUGCACAACACACCACUUUCAAACGCCAACACCCCCAACCUCGACCUUCCACCGGUAUUGGCCAGACUAAGCUGUUUUUUUGGCUCUGUAGGUCAUUAAGUAAUUUCUGGACUUGACUUCACCUGUGACUUGCUCAUGAUGAAUGCAGUAAUCUGUCCAGCACUUUAACCGCAGACAAAUCUGACUAAAUUGCCAUUUGGAAAUUUACCAAGCCCCUUUAGGUGUUUAUGACCAAUGUUUGUUCUGUGAAUGUCAGUUGAAUGGACCUCUGUAUAGGACAUUUGGUAAAUACAUUUUCUAUAUCUAUGAAUUUUACCAGGGAUGUUUAAGUUUUACCAAUGUAUAUGUUUCAAAUCGACAGAUAAUAAAACUGAAUAUAUGA